CGGGUUUGAAUCACGGAUUUGGAUUCAACCCAACAGAUGUACUUUACUGAGAAAGUGCAAUGCCAAUUAUGAUCCAUUAUCAAUGACAGCAGAGGGAACUGGUAUUGCUUACUUUGAGCCAACGAACGAAGUGUAUGUAGCUCUGACCUUUGACAACAGCUCAUUCAAUGGAGUGUAUGCCUUCAACAGGACCAGCUUUCCACAAAUCAGAUUUCUCUUCCCGUAUGAUGGCAUUACCGGGAGGCUUUUCGUAUCUGAAAGCACCUUGUAUAUGAAUGAUGGUCAGAGUCUUCUGCGGAUCAUGGCAGGUGAAACGUCCUGGACUAAUGUUGUAGUGUGGUCUUUAGAACUCAUUGCAUUUGUAGUUCAGGAUGAUGGUAUGGUCGUGUUCUGUGAAGAGUCUGGGUCUGUAUGGACGUAUAGUCCAACAGAUCGACUGUUCCGGCAGCUGAAAGAGCCCACCGCUAAUGGUGACCAUUGUGGGGAUAUCGCACUGCGCGUUUGUGAUGGCCUUGUCUACGUCGCGCUCAGGAACGUUCAGUAA
This is a messenger RNA of Haliotis rubra (blacklip abalone), 544 nucleotides long. RefSeq lists its product as uncharacterized. The transcript is spliced from 4 exons. The record is from RefSeq and is a predicted model, not a curated record. Lineage: Eukaryota; Metazoa; Mollusca; Gastropoda; Lepetellida; Haliotidae. Bases 83 to 544 code for a protein of 153 amino acids.